CCCCCUUUUUCCCCCACUUUUCCCACGGAUUUCUCCACCCUGUUCCCAUUAUUUUUUUCCCAUUUUUUCUCCCUUUUUUCCCACUUUUCCUGUGUGCCAGGGCUGUCCUUCCACCCCAAGAGGCCCUGGAUCCUGACCAGCCUGCACAACGGGGUGAUCCAGCUCUGGGACUAUCGCAUGUGCACCCUCAUCGACAAGUUCGACGAGCACGACGGUGGAAUUCCCAGCAUGGAUAUUCCCAAAAUAAUUCUGGGAUUUGUGGGAUUUCAGGUGUGGAAUUACAAACUGAGGCGCUGCCUCUUCACUCUGCUGGGACACCUGGAUUACAUCAGGACAACCUUCUUCCACCACGAGUAUCCCUGGAUCCUGAGUGCUUCUGAUGACCAAACCAUCCGAGUGUGGAACUGGCAGUCCCGGACCUGUGUCUGCGUGCUGACAGGACACAACCACUACGUGAUGUGUGCCCAGUUCCACCCUGCCGAGGACCUGGUGGUGUCGGCCAGCCUGGACCAGACUGUCAGGGUGUGGGACAUCUCUGGGCUCAGGAAGAAGAACCUCUCCCCUGGGGCCGUGGAGUCGGACGUGCGCGGCAUCACCGGCGUGGAUCUGUUCGGCACCACCGACGCCGUGGUCAAACACGUCCUGGAGGGCCAUGACCGGGGGGUGAACUGGAUCUUCCACCCCCAUUCCCAAUCCAAGGCCUGGAAGUUGAACACAUGCCGGGCUGGUUUUCCCAUUUAUCCAGUAGAUUUUUCCCAUUUCCUUGUGCUUUUUCCCCAUUCCCCCGGGGUUUCUCCCCAUUUCUCUGUGUUUUUCUCCCCAUUCCCCUGCUGUUUUUCCCCAUCCCAUUAUUUUAUUUCCCCAUUUCCCCCAGAAUCCAAGGCCUGGGAGGUGGACACCUGCCGUGGGCACUACAACAACGUUUCCUGCGCCGUGUUCCACCCGCGCCAGGAGCUGAUCCUCAGCAACUCUGAGGACAAGAGCAUCAGGGUGUGGGACAUGUCCAAGCGCACCGGAGUCCAAACGUUCCGGCGCGACCACGACCGGUUCUGGGUGCUGGCAGCACAUCCCAACCUCAACCUCUUCGCUGCUGGCCACGAUGGAGGGAUGUUGGUGUUCAAGCUGGAGCGGGAGCGGCCGGCGCUGGCCGUGCACGGGAACUCGCUGUUCUACGUCAAGGAUCGCUUCCUGCGGCAGCUCGACUUCAGCAGCUCCCGGGAUGUGGCCGUCAUGCAGCUCCGCAGUGGUUCCAAGUUCCCGGUGUUCAGCAUGUCCUACAACCCUGCUGAGAACGCCGUGCUGCUCUGCACCGUGAGUCCUCAAAUCCCAAAAUCCCCAAAUCCCAAAAUCCCUAAAAUCCCAAAUCCCAAAAUCCCCAAUGCUCCGGAAGGGAAGCGCUCCUCGGGGCUCACGGCCGUGUGGGUGGCGCGGAACCGAUUCGCCGUCCUGGACAGGAUGCACUCGAUCCUGAUCAAGAACCUGAAGAACGAGAUCACCAAGAAGGUUCCGGUUCCCAACUGCGACGAGAUUUUCUACGCGGGCACCGGGAACCUCCUGCUGCGCGACGCCGACGCCGUGACGCUCUUCGACGUGCAGCAGAAACGGACUUUGGCCUCGGUGAAGAUCUCCAAGGUGAAGUACGUGAUCUGGUCUGCUGACAUGUCCCACGUGGCGCUGCUGGCCAAGCACGCCAUCCUGAUCUGUAACCGGAAGCUGGAGUCGCUGUGCCAGAUCCACGAGAACAUUCGGGUCAAGAGCGGCGCCUGGGACGAGAGCGGCGUCUUCAUCUACACCACGUCCAACCACAUCAAAUACGCCGUCACCUCGGGGGAUCACGGCAUCAUCCGCACCCUGGACCUGCCCAUCUACGUGACGCGGGUCAAGGGGAACAACGUUUACUGCCUGGACCGGGAGUGCCGGCCCCGCGUGCUCACCAUCGACCCCACCGAGUUCCGCUUCAAACUGGCGCUCAUCAACAGGAAAUACGACGAGGUGCUGCACAUGGUGAGGAACGCCAAGCUGGUGGGGCAGUCCAUCAUCGCCUACCUGCAGCGCAAGGGGUACCCCGAGGUGGCGCUGCACUUCGUCAAGGACGAGAAAACGCGCUUCAGCCUGGCCCUGGAGUGCGGCAACAUCGAGAUCGCCCUGGAAGCAGCCAAGGCACUGGACGACAAGGGCUGCUGGGAGAAGCUGGGCGAGGUGGCGCUGCUGCAGGGGAACCACCAGGUGGUGGAGAUGUGCUACCAGCGCACCAAGAACUUCGACCGCCUCUCCUUCCUCUACCUCAUCACCGGCAACCUGGAGAAGCUCCGCAAGAUGAUGAAGAUCGCGGAGAUCCGGAAGGACAUGAGCGGGCACUACCAGAACGCGCUGUACCUGGGCGACGUGGCCGAGAGGGUGCGGAUCCUGCGGAACUGCGGCCAGAAGUCCCUGGCGUUCCUGACGGCCGCCACGCACGGGCUGGAUGAGGAGGCCGAGAGCCUGCGGGAAUCCUUCGAUCCCGAGAAAGAGACGAUCCCGGCCGUGGAUCCCGAGGCGCGGCUGCUGCAGCCCCCGGCCCCGGUGCUGCCCCUGGACACCAACUGGCCCCUCCUGACCGUGUCCAAAGGAUUCUUCGAGGGCUCCAUCGCUGGGAAAGGGAAAGGAGGAGCCCUGGCCGCCGACAUCGACAUGGACACCGUGGGCACCGAGGGCUGGGGCGAGGACGCCGAGCUGCAGCUGGAUGAAGACGGAUUCGUGGAUGCUGGGGAAGGAUUCGGAGAGGAAGGAACGGGAAAAGGGCAGGAGGAAGGAGGAGGAUGGGAAGUGGAAGAAGAUUUGGAUCUUCCCCCCGAGCUGGAUGUCCCUGCUGGCCCUGCAGGAGCGGCUGAGGACGGAUUCUUCGUGCCCCCCACCAAAGGCACCAGCCCAGCCCAGGUGUGGUGCAACAACUCCCAGCUGCCCGUGGAUCACAUCCUGGCAGGAUCCUUCGAGACAGCCAUGAGGCUGCUCCAUGACCAGGUGGGAGUGACCAACUUUGGCCCCUACAAGCAGCUCUUCAUGCAGACCUUUUCCCGAGGCCGGACGACAUUCCAGGCUCUUCCCAGCCUCCCUGCCAUGUAUGGAUUCCCACACCGCAACUGGAAGGAGGCCGGGCUGAAGAACGCGCUGCCGGCCGUGGGGCUGAAGCUGAACGAUCUGAUCCAGCGGCUGCAGCUCUGCUACCAGCUGACCACGGCCGGGAAAUUCGAGGAGGCCGUGGAGAAAUUCCGGCUGAUCCUGCUCAGCGUGCCCCUGCUGGUGGUGGACAACAAGCAGGAGAUCGCCGAGGCACAGCAGCUGGUCGCCAUUUGCCGGGAAUACAUCGUGGGAUUGUCCAUGGAGAUCGAGAGGAAGAAGCUGCCCAAGGAGACACUGGAGCAGCAGAAGAGGAUCUGUGAGAUGGCCGCCUACUUCACACACUCCAACCUGCAGCCCGUGCACAUGAUCCUGGUGCUCCGCACCGCCCUCAACCUCUUCUUCAAACUCAAGAACUUCAAAAGCGCCGCCACCUUCGCCCGGCGCCUGCUCGAGCUUGGCCCCAAACCCGAGGUGGCCCAGCAGACGCGGAAGAUCCUGACGGCGUGCGAGAAGAACCCGGUGGACAGCCAGCAGCUCAACUACGACCAGCACAACCCCUUCGACAUCUGCGCCGCCUCCUUCCGCCCCAUCUACCGCGGCAAGGCCCUGGAGCGCUGCCCCCUCAGCGGCGCCUGCUACAGCCCCGAGUUCCGCGGCCAGAUCUGCCGCGUCACCACGGUGACGGAGAUCGGCAAGGACGUGCUGGGGCUGCGCAUCAGCCCCCUGCAGUUCCGUUAGCAAUUCUGGCUCAGCAAUUCCCCUCCCCCAUCCCAGCUUGCACCCCAAUCCCUCCUUUGCCCAUUCCCAUCUUCUCUUCCCAGAUUUUCCCCACCCUGGAUUGAAGUUUUUCCCCCCCACAUUUAGCAGGAUUUUUUUUUUUUUCUUGUUCCCAGACCGGUUUUCCUGUGCUUUUUAUCCAGAGGGGGAAGGGUGGCUCUUCCCAAAUCCUGGAAUUCCUCUGCUCCUCUUAAAAUCCCAAAAAAAAACUGCUUGGAAAAGCUGGGGCUGGCUCUGUAAAUCCUGAAUCCAGGGAAAUCCUGCUCCCUCCCUGUUCACUGACUCCUUGUAAUGAGCUCCCCUCGUUAAUAAAAGCUCGUUAAUCA
This is a messenger RNA of Ficedula albicollis (Collared flycatcher), 4202 nucleotides long. RefSeq names its product coatomer protein complex subunit alpha (gene COPA). Lineage: Eukaryota; Metazoa; Chordata; Aves; Passeriformes; Muscicapidae. The annotation marks the transcript as partial. The record is from RefSeq and is a predicted model, not a curated record. Gene Ontology annotation, molecular function: protein binding; structural molecule activity. The transcript has 30 exons. Gene Ontology annotation, biological process: endoplasmic reticulum to Golgi vesicle-mediated transport; intra-Golgi vesicle-mediated transport; intracellular protein transport. Gene Ontology annotation, cellular component: COPI vesicle coat.